AUGGCGUACAUUUGGCCCAACGAACAAGAGCAACAGGGCAACCCUGGCUUCCGGAGCCCGCAGCUUCCAGCGGAGGUUGAGGACUUUGUCCAUACUUGGCUUGCUUGCGGGAACUUGGCCUUGGAAAUUCGCCACGCGAACGACAUCGCUGCUCGCAGUUUCCACAACGUUCUCAAGUACGACCCAGCAAAUAUAAACGCUCUACAUGGACUCACAACCGCCACGCUCUCUAGACCGCUCUUCGAACUGGACUUAAAUAAAGUACACGAGCUCGCCGAAAUCCUCAACUCAGCCUUCAACCACUUUGUGCCUCUCAGAACCCACCCCGAGAUCAGACGCGAUUUGGCAAAUUGCUACUUUCUUCUUGGAGACCUUGAGAAGGCACGCUCCAUCUUGCUUACCACACUAGAGAUCUCCCAGCCCACUGCCUCCAUCUGGCUCACUCUGGGCCAGACGGCGCAGCGAAUGAACAUGCUGCCCGAGGCUAUCGAAAGCUUCAACCUGUGUCUCAGAGCGGCAUCAACGGCGCCGGAGCUGGUGGAAAUGGCACGCAAGGCGCACCUGGAGCUUGCUGCUAUUGCUAACAAGCAGAACAAGAGGGAUCUCGCGGUCUCGGAAUUUACCGCAGCCGUCUCGCUCCCGCCGCCCCCUUACGACCAGUAUAGAGAUUAUGCGUUUCUGUGGGGACUUCUGGCCUUGUCCCACGAGAAAGCCGGCAAUUUGACCGCUGCCGUGGCCACAUGCUUGAAAGGUUUGGACACUGUGGGCGAGGACUCGAUGCUCCUGCUGCUGCAGGCGCAUUUUCUUUUGCAGGAUAACCCCUCGCCGGACGACCUCCAGAACGCCACGAACCUCUUGCAACGGGUGAUACAGAUCAGAAACAGAGAGUGUCAACCGUCCUUUCUCUCCCACUACCUGCUUGGACGCGCAUGCAUCCUGCAGGGCGAACCCACAAAAGCAUACAAGUCGCUACAAAUUUCUUUGAACCUGGCACCACAAUCCGCACUCCCGUGGCUGACCAUCGGCAGCCUGUACCUUAGACUGAACCAGCCCGCAGACUCCCUGAACGCAUACUCGCAGGUGAUCAAAAACGCCCCUAACAACCACCAAAUGGCCAUCGCAAUAGCCUGGGAAGGCCUCGGACAGGUGUACGAGAGAUGUGAAAACCAGUCGCAGGACGCGAUCGACUGCUACGCACGCGCCUCCGAAUGCUACAAACUGUGCAACAGACCGGAAAUGGCCGAAAAAAUGGCGGCCUUUGUGCGCAACUUGGAGAACGGUAAGCACAAUCAGCAGUCGCUGCCGCAGGAUAUGCCUCACUGGGUGAUCAACGAGUCGCUUUGGGAACAGGUGUUCGAGAACUUCGAAACUCCUACAUUCACCGCUGUGCAGCUAGUCCAUGCCUCUCCGCCACCCAACGCGAUCUUAUCAGAUUCUCCACACGGUGCAAAGAGCGGCAGCCCAAGAUCACCGUUACAGGCCGACAUGACCCCUGUUUACUACCCACAGCCUCCGCCGGCUCUUCCUGCUUACGUCAAUCCGAUGAUCCCACCUCAUCCGCGCGCUUUUUACAUACCCCAACAGCCGAUUCAUCAGGUUCUCUAA
Molecule: messenger RNA, 1605 nt
Organism: Ogataea haglerorum
Lineage: Eukaryota; Fungi; Ascomycota; Pichiomycetes; Pichiales; Pichiaceae
Exons: 1
Coding region: 1-1605 (534 amino acids)
Biological process (GO): regulation of gene expression
Molecular function (GO): protein binding; RNA polymerase II cis-regulatory region sequence-specific DNA binding; chromatin DNA binding
Source: RefSeq, a predicted model, not a curated record